This is a messenger RNA of Symsagittifera roscoffensis, 3161 nucleotides long. RefSeq lists its product as uncharacterized. The coding region runs from base 813 to 2933 and encodes 706 amino acids. NCBI's taxonomy places the organism in Eukaryota, Metazoa, Xenacoelomorpha, Acoela, Convolutidae. The record is from RefSeq and is a predicted model, not a curated record. The transcript is spliced from 3 exons. Gene Ontology annotation, molecular function: zinc ion binding.
UUAUCAAAAAAUGAGCGUGCAAAAUUCCUUUUCAGAACAACAGAUUGUACUUUCAUUGGUAUUUGAGCAUAAGUUUCAAAAAUAAAAACAUAUUGAUAAUUUGUUCAAAUCUCAGGCAAUCAACCAAAUACACAUUGGUCAUUCGAGAUCUGAUGAUGCGAGUACAUGUUACGAAAAAAGUUACAAACGACUGCGUACAAAAUCAAUUUAACAUGCAAAGACCAAGUUGAUCACCAGAUAUUAGCUUAGCUUAGUCUCAACUCGAUUUAUCACACCCUCUAGUUUGUUAUGUUUAUCAAAAAAUGAGCGUGCAAAAUUCCUUUUCAGAACAACAGAUUGUACUUUCAUUGGUAUUUGAGCAUAAGUUUCAAAAAUAAAAACACAUUGAUAAUUUGUUCAAAUCUCAGGCAAUCACCCAAAUAUACAUAUUUUCAACUGUUGAUUUUAAUUUUCUGAUUUAGUUGAGAAAAUGAAAUAACUUUUUGUAUCAUUAAUGCUUAAAUUCAAAUUCUUUACGCUUAUGCUCACAAAAACAAAUACUUUAUCUAUGAACCCCAUUAACUUUGAAGCCCCAAAUUCUUGAUUGUGAAAAUUGUAUUGAAAUUUUUUGCUUCUAAAAACUCGAGAAGCCAUUUUUUAUCUUCUUAUCAAUCCAGUUUUGUUCAAAUCGUUCUCUUCUCAUGUUUAACCAUUUCCUUCGAUAAAGCGCCUUUUCCGAACUCUACCGCGAAAUCUGACCCUUUGCAAACUUCAAAUCAAACUCAUCUUUGUUCUCACACCCCCAUCACAGAAAGAGGUAUCGCUCAACAACUAUGGCAACAUAUAGACGUAUGCCUCUAUUCGGCGUGGACGAUGAUGUUUCUGUUGAAUGUCCGGGAUGCGUUAAAACCUUCCAUUACACAGAAGAUACCUUUGAAAUCCCAUGCGGACAUUGUCUUUGUAAGAGUUGUGCUAUGGACCUUGCCUCAAAGACAGUGCAGCAAUGUCCAAAUAAGGAAUGCAAAAGCCACAAAGUGUCACCCAGGCGACUUCUUAAACUAAAAUUUGAGGAUUUCCCUAGCAGACCUGCAUCUGCUUUGGACAGAAACUCGAUUGUCUUGCCACCCCCAGAACAAGAAAGGCCAAAUAGUCCUAGUUCAGUCGCAUCCUCGAUCCGAUCUCAUCCUGAGUUCGCCUCGGUCGUUUACUGUGAGAAACACCCAGCUUCCGCAAUUCGCUACUUUUGCCACAUCUGCGAAGUGGAGCUAUGCGAGGAAUGUUGGAAGGACGAACACGAUGAAGAUGACUAUCGCAAACAUAAUAUAGGAUUCAUCAAGGUCAAUCUAGAGCCUCAAAAAGAGAUCCAAAAACGAAUUGUUGAAAACCAGAAAGACUGUCAAAAAAUGAGCCGCAUUUUGGAGGACUGGAAGGCGAUUGUCCGACAAGCUCAGAUUGCAGAAAAUAAACAAAACGAAGUUUUGAAAGCUAGCACAGCCAAUCAGCUUGAGCAGAAAUCAGACAUUGUUCGCAAUCUGAUUCAAAAUCACAUCACGGAUGUUCGUAAAUUUAAAGAAACUAUUUUGAACGAACUUGAAGAACUUGAAAGAAAGCAAAGAUGCAUCUUUGGGGAUGUUUUCGACUCCGAUUAUGAUAGUUUUCUAAAUCGCAGCUGCUCUACUCCUGUCGGAACCAUUUUUUCUUCUAGAAGCAGUGACAGCAUCGAAGGCGAUGAUAAUACAUUAUCAACUCGUUCCUCGUCCCCUUCAAUGCUUGACAGCACCAUGACAUCAGCAGCGAACCCUGACUUAUCCGCAACUGAAGGUGCCAGCCGAGUCGAAAGCUCAGAGGGUAGAUCAAAAAGCGCAGUUGGAGGAGGUGGCAAUGGACAUGUGACUCCAGUUCAACCGAAUAGGAAUGUGGCUUUGAGGAGAGGAAAAAAGAGAGAGUUGGUGCGAGUUACACACAGUGCGAUUGGAGAUGAGAAGAUUGAUUGUCUUAGAGCUGUGUACAAUACUGCCACGAAAGAAGUGAUUUGUUAUAAUGGUGUUUACAAAUUAACAGUGUUCAGAAUAAACAGGCCAAAUGGGAAGUUCGAAGUGAGUAAGAGGAUGAAGUUGAAAUCAGACGCAAAUAACUAUUUAAUGGACAUUACACUAGACAGCAAUAACUCUCUCUAUGGUGUGAUUUGGAAUAAGAAAACCAGAGUGAAUAGAGUGGCAGUGCUGGACAUAAUGAAGAACAAGGAACUGAUCGAGGAGAGAAAACUACUCGACACUAAGAGACUACACAAUGGAGGAGAUGUAUAUUGGAGAUUGUGUGCUGUAGGCGAGACAGUGGCUGUGGUAGUGGAGCAUUGGAGAAGAAUUGAGGAUGAUUACAACAGUGUGACUUUGUAUCGCAGUCAUAUCCGACAACAAUAUGUACAACUCAAUAUCAGAGGAAUCUUUACUGGUCUCUGUCCUCAUCGAAAUGUUUUGGUGAAUGAGAACACACUGUUACUUGCCUCUGAUGAUAGAACAAUAGCAGUGGUCUCUCUGCCUUCGCAACAAACUACAACAACAACAACAUCUGCGCAUACUUCUAAAUUAACUUCAAACACAUCUCAAAAACUGCAGCCCAAAUCCAUCAAGUACAUUGAAAUCUGGGGCAUAGAUUAUAUUUGGUCAUUUUUUUGGAUACCAUCUGAAGAAAGUGUGCAGUCACAUGCUGCGGAAGGGUACUUGUUUGCUACAAAUAUUGGUGGUUCCUCUUCUUAUGUUUACAAAAUAAAUUUAGAAACAGAUAUGGCAAAGGUGGCUGAAGGAGAGGAGAGAACAAUUGCCCCUAUGGAAGGAAUAGGUCGACUAAAUGACUCAUGCAUUCAAUGUUCCAUUGAUAGCUCAACACUAUUUGCUAUUACUAAGGGGAUUUCUGGAAAGCCAAUGCUUCUGAACUUAGAGUAUAAGACACCUUGAGUCUUCCCACUUGUUUGGGCUAAAUUAAUUUUAACAGAACGAUUAAAUGACAAAUAGAAGAUCUUAAUGAUAAGGCUCACACUUUAAACUGAUUCAAAAUACAUUUUCAGCUCUAACAAAGCCUUAAUUAUUUCAAUCUAAUUCAAACUGUUUUCAUCUCCCUCUAUGGAACAAUUUUACUCUUUUUAUUUUUAUUGAUCAAGAACGCAAAAAAAAUAGAGAGCUGUA